This is a messenger RNA of Arachis stenosperma, 972 nucleotides long. Its product is annotated as probable calcium-binding protein CML13. The transcript has a single exon. Lineage: Eukaryota; Viridiplantae; Streptophyta; Magnoliopsida; Fabales; Fabaceae. Gene Ontology annotation, molecular function: calcium ion binding. The record is from RefSeq and is a predicted model, not a curated record. Gene Ontology annotation, cellular component: myosin II complex. The coding region runs from base 160 to 603 and encodes 147 amino acids.
GCAUAAUAGUCAUUCAGCAAAUAAAAUCAAAUCGCGAGUGUGAGAGAGAAAGGAGGGGACGAUUAGCAUUUUCAAUUUCACCUUUGCAGUUUGCAGCCGCGAGAGAGAGAAUAGAAAGCGAAGCGUAAAAAGAAAAAACCGAAAGAAGAAGAAAGAAAAAUGGGUAAGGAUCUGAGCGACGAGCAGGUAGCUUCGAUGAAGGAAGCUUUCACUCUCUUCGAUACGAGCGGCAGCGGGCGGAUCGCUCCGUCGGAGCUUGGGAUCCUUAUGAGGUCACUGGGCGGCAACCCCACCCAGGCACAACUCAAAGCCAUCAUCGCCGAAGAGAACCUCACCGCACCCUUCGAUUUUCCUCGAUUUCUAGAUCUGAUGGCCAAGCACAUGAAGGCUGAGCCCUUUGAUCGCCAGCUCCGCGACGCCUUCAAGGUCCUCGACAAGGACAACACCGGCUACGUCUCCGUCUCUGAGCUCCGCCACAUCCUCACCAGUAUUGGCGAGAAGCUCGAGCCCUCUGAGUUUGACGAGUGGAUCAGGGAGGUUGAUGUUGGCCCCGAUGGUAAGAUCCGUUACGAGGAUUUCAUCGCCAGAAUGGUUGCUAAGUAAACUCCUCACAUAUCAGAUCCUUGCAAAAUCCAUUCGCUCUGCUUCUGGAUUUUCCUAAAUGUGUUCUUUCUUUUUUCUCAGCUAUUUCCGUAUUGCUGUUUCUUCUUCUUCUUUUUAUUUAUUUAUUUUUGGUCAUGUUUGGUUUUUGUUUUGUGACGUUUCCUUUAGUGGACGAACGGGUAAACCAUGUUAUGCCCAUUUUGGUUUUUUGCCAUAUUAAUGUCAUCAUGUAGCUAACAACGGGUCGUUUUAGGGAUUCAAAAGUUGCUUGGAUUGAAUAUAUGUGAAUGGUGAGAUCUGAAGCGGUCUUUAUCUGCUUCUGCUGUAAUUGUUUAUUGGCUAAAUAGACUAAGGCCAUGGUUGCGCAAA